Cryptococcus amylolentus CBS 6039 is the source of this 965-nucleotide messenger RNA. RefSeq lists its product as hypothetical. The record is from RefSeq and is a predicted model, not a curated record. Gene Ontology annotation, molecular function: calcium-dependent protein serine/threonine phosphatase regulator activity; calcium ion binding. NCBI's taxonomy places the organism in Eukaryota, Fungi, Basidiomycota, Tremellomycetes, Tremellales, Cryptococcaceae. The transcript has 5 exons. Bases 179 to 622 code for a protein of 147 amino acids.
ACAUUCUUCGACACAUCGCACACGCGCUUUCGCCGCCUUCUCUUUCGUUGUCGCGGCGCCGCAUCAUCGCUCACUCUUAUAUUCACAACUUUAUUCGUUUCACGUCUCACCCCGUCUCUUUCAUUCGCCGCCCUGCCCAGUAUACCCCUCAAUCAGACACAGAACAGUACCAAGCAAGAUGGGUGCCGCCGAAUCCUCCAUGUUCAACUCCUUGGAGAAGAACUCCAACUUCUCCGGGCCUGAACUCAUGCGACUGAAGAAGAGGUUUAUGAAGCUGGACAAGGACGGUUCCGGGUCCAUCGACAAGGACGAAUUCCUCCAAAUUCCUCAAAUCGCCAACAACCCAUUGGCGCAUCGGAUGAUUGCAAUCUUUGACGAAGAUGGGAGUGGGACUGUCGACUUUCAGGAGUUUGUUGGGGGCUUGAGCGCUUUCAGCAGCAAGGGUGGUCGGGAUGAGAAGCUGAGGUUCGCUUUCAAAGUCUACGACAUGGACAGAGACGGAUUCAUCUCCAACGGUGAACUAUAUUUGGUACUGAAGCAGAUGGUUGGGAACAAUCUGAAGGACCAACAACUGCAACAGAUCGUGGACAAGACCAUCAUGGAGGCAGACAAGGACGGGUAAGCACUCCCAUUGUCACGCGUGCUUCGCUGACUUGGGUUUUAGAGAUGGAAAGCUCUCAUUCGAAGAGUUCACCGCGAUGGUCGCCAGCACGGAUAUCGUCAAGUAUGUACAUCAGCUCCAUGAUCGCGCUAUAGCUAAAUUGGCACAGGCAAAUGACUCUUGAAGAUCUCUUCUAGACGACCCCACCACCUCGCCCAUUCCUUCAACUUGUCCCCUCGCCACCCUUAUGAGUAUUUAUGACGGAGUGUACGAUAUACUUUAAAAACUUUCGAUUUGUAUACAGUACUCGAGUAUGACGGGAUGAAUGAUAUCCCUGGGAUCACAAUGUAGAGAGGCUCGGCGG